CCGUUCAUUUAAAUCAAUCAGCCCGUUCGUACAGUAUUUGUAUAGAAAUAUCUAGUACGAGAACCGGAAGGAAUAACAGAAAAAUGGCAUCUCUAGACUCAGGUACGAGUUUGGAGGAGUACAAACUUGAACUGCUCAAGCAAUUCAAGGGUAAACCAAUCUCUGAGCUGCCUACCCCGAGCUUUAUCGUCGAUAUGGAGACAGUGCGGGCGAAUUGCAAGCGCAUGCUGGACAGAGUGGAGGCCUUGGAUCUCAAUCUGAGAUUCAGACCGCAUAUCAAGACUCACAAGACUAUCGAAAUAACUCAGCUCGAGCUCGGCAACGGGGAAAAACACAAGUCUGUAGUCGCAUCUACAAUCCGAGAAAUUCGCGGCGUUUUCCCUCUUGUGGUUUCUGGAAUGGUGGACAAUGUGCUAUACGGCGUUCCGCCUGCCAAAUCAAAGAUCCCGACCCUGGCCGAAAUCUCGAGUAGUAUGGCUGCUCAUGGCGCCAAGUUGCUGUUAAUGAUUGACUCUCUUGACCAGUUGCACGUGCUUGAGGAGUAUCGGUCGAAGAAUCCUGAUAUACCGGUCUGGUCGAUCUUUUUGAAGGUGGAUAUUGGUGAUCACAGAGCAGGACAGGAGGUGACUGCGAGCUCAUUCGAGACGCUGAUCGAAGAGGCAGUUAGUGAUCAGAAGGGAUAUGUCUCGUUAUUCGGAUUAUACGUACACAGAGGUGCGAGCUACGACUCGUCAGGCGCAUACGAUGCUCGCGCACAUCUACAGCUGGAAGUCCAAGGUGUGAAAACCGCAGCUAUGAUUGCGCAAAAAUACACCUCAUCCCGGUUCGUACUUUCGAUGGGUGCGACACCCACUGCUCAGAUUGUGGACAAAGAGGUCGAAGACUGGAUGAAAGAUCUGCAAAGCUACGGCGACGUGGAAAUUCACGCGGGUAACUACGCCAUGCUGGACAUCCAGCAGGUUGCAACCGGGCUCGUCACCGUGUCGGAUGUAGCGGGCAAAGUUGUUGCCGAGGUGCUUAGCUACUAUAAAGAUCGCGACGAAUAUCUUGUUGAUGCAGGAGUUUUGGCUCUUGCGAGAGAGCCGGGGAGAAUCCCGGGAAUUGCUCUAAUUGACGGACAGCCGCUCUCCGGAAAACGCUGGGUACUCACCAGAGUAAGUCAAGAGCACGGAAUUAUAAGUCGGAGAGAAGAUGCCGUGAAUGUUGCUGAGUCUACUGGAUCAGCGACCGAGUCUUGGGGGAUUGGAGAGAAGGUUCUUUUGUUGCCCCAGCAUGCGUGCAUCACGUCGUCCAUGUAUCAGUGGUAUUUUGCUAUUGAGAACGGAGUUGUGAGCGAUGUUUUAAUUCCCUGGAGAGGUUGGUAGAGUAGAUUGAAUAAUAUUUGACAUAUAUGAUGAAUCU
Myxozyma melibiosi is the source of this 1401-nucleotide messenger RNA. Its product is annotated as putative serine dehydratase domain-containing protein. Lineage: Eukaryota; Fungi; Ascomycota; Lipomycetes; Lipomycetales; Lipomycetaceae. The transcript is spliced from 2 exons. The coding region runs from base 84 to 1364 and encodes 426 amino acids. Gene Ontology annotation, biological process: D-serine catabolic process. Gene Ontology annotation, molecular function: D-serine ammonia-lyase activity. The record is from RefSeq and is a predicted model, not a curated record.